AUGCCAGACGACUUCGCCGCCUCCAUCAUCUACAUCGUUCUGGAGCUGCUGAUCGCCGCCUUCUCCGUGCUGGGCAAUGUGUUGGUCUGCUGGGCCGUCUGCCUCAACAGCAACCUGCAGAGCAUCACCAACUUCUUUGUAGUGUCGCUGGCGGCUGCCGACAUUGCCGUGGGCGUCCUGGCCAUCCCCUUUGCCAUUAUCAUCAGCACAGGCUUCUGCUCUAACUUCUAUGGAUGCCUCUUCAUCGCCUGCUUUGUGCUGGUGCUCACCCAGAGCUCCAUUUUCAGCCUGCUGGCCAUAGCAAUAGACCGCUACAUCGCCAUCAAGAUACCUCUCAGGUACAACAGUUUGGUAACAGGGCAACGGGCCAAGGGUAUCAUUGCCAUCUGCUGGGUGCUAUCCAUCAUCAUUGGUUUGACACCCAUGAUGGGCUGGCACAAAGUCUCUGAUAAAACUAAUAGCACGUGUCCCGCUGGCUUGAUGAAGUGCCUGUUUGAGGAAGUCGUGGUCAUGGAGUACAUGGUUUACUUUAACUUCUUUGCAUGUGUGCUGAUUCCCCUGCUGCUGAUGCUGGCCAUCUACCUGUGCAUCUUCAUGGCAGCUCGCCACCAGCUGAAGCUGAUAGAACUGAAGGCUGUUCAUGGUGAAAAGUCCCGCUCCACACUGCAGAAGGAGGUCCAGGCUGCCAAGUCUCUGGCUAUCAUAGUCGGUUUGUUCGCUGUCUGCUGGCUGCCCUUACACAUUAUCAACUGCUUUACUCUGUUCUGUCCAGAGUGUGCGCGCCCCCCACCCUGGAUCAUGUAUGUCGCCAUCAUCCUCUCCCAUGCCAACUCCGUGAUCAACCCCUUCAUCUAUGCCUACCGCAUCCGGGAGUUUCGCCAAACCUUCCGCAAGAUAAUCCGGCGCCACAUCCUGGGCCGUCAGGAACUAUUGCAGGGCAGGGGUGGCAGCACGCGGACCUCCACCCACAACAGCAUCACCGACUCAAUCAGACUCGAGGCCGGCCGCCUCAGCUUUGAUCUCUUCACCGAGCACAGCAGCAGCAGCAGCAGCUGUGAGAGCUCCUACCCCGGACCCGGUCCCAUCAGUCAGCCAGGCAACAGUCUAGUGGCGGUACCCCACCUGCCCCUGUCUGUCAUCAUCCCCCACAGUCCUAGGGUUGGCCCAUGUCCGCAACAGGCCCCUACACACACACAAAUCCCCACUGACCAGCACGAACAGUACAGUGAACAGCAGCAUGCCUGCCGAGGGCCGCAGGUGGCAGAGGAAAAGGACAGGCAGAGUCUCUACUCCACCCGAGUCGCAUUAUUAUUCAACAAGCGCAACAGAAACACCUGUUUGAAUGAGCUAGCCAAAGGGUCCUGA
This is a messenger RNA of Lampris incognitus (smalleye Pacific opah), 1365 nucleotides long. RefSeq names its product adenosine A2a receptor a (gene adora2aa). Gene Ontology annotation, biological process: adenylate cyclase-activating G protein-coupled receptor signaling pathway; G protein-coupled adenosine receptor signaling pathway. The record is from RefSeq and is a predicted model, not a curated record. Lineage: Eukaryota; Metazoa; Chordata; Actinopteri; Lampriformes; Lampridae. The transcript is spliced from 2 exons. Gene Ontology annotation, molecular function: G protein-coupled adenosine receptor activity. Gene Ontology annotation, cellular component: membrane. The coding region runs from base 1 to 1365 and encodes 454 amino acids.